Molecule: messenger RNA, 1705 nt
Organism: Brachypodium distachyon (stiff brome)
Lineage: Eukaryota; Viridiplantae; Streptophyta; Magnoliopsida; Poales; Poaceae
Exons: 5
Coding region: 278-973 (231 amino acids)
Source: RefSeq, a predicted model, not a curated record
UUCUUCCUCCACCCUCCCCCUCUCUGCCUUUGCCCUUUGCCUUGCCUUGCCUUGUAGAGGGGAAGAAGAAGAAGAGAAAGGGGACCAGGAGAAGAACACGAGAGCUGUACCAAAUUUCUACUGAGCCUGAGACAUAAAUCCGUUUGUCCGCUUUGGGCGUCUCGAGGAGGAGAGAAUUUGGUUCUGGGAGGUGGAUUAUUGGAGGCUUGGAGCACCAGGCUUGCAGCUAAGGCGACAAUCUGUCUGAGGGUACGUACGGCACGACGCUAGUCCGGCGAUGGAAAGGGAGUCGAGGAAGAACUACCAGACGCGAGGCUCCACGCGCGGCAGCGGCGGCACUGCGUCCGAUCGCGACCUGCUGCUGCAGUGGGGCAACCGCAAGCGCCUGCGCUGCGUCAAGGUGCAGCGCCGCGAUGUCGAGGCUGCCGCCACUGCGGCCGCCGAGAAGGCAGCGGUAGGCCAGCGCCGCGCAGCCGCUGCCGCUGCCACGGCGGCCGCACAGCACCACCCUACCGGCCACGCCCACCACCGCGCCAUCAGGAAUUCAGAGGACUCUGGAGCGAUGAGACCACCGUCGCAGCAGCAGCAGAACAACACGAUACGCGCGGUUGCAUCACCAGGCAGGGAGCGGUCUGCAAAGGGCAACAAUGACAACAAUGGGGUACCGCCAGCUUCUCUAGAUGACAAGAAGGGCUCGUCGUCAGGAAGUGAAGGGUCAAUUUGGCCAAAUUUUGCAGUUUCCCUGACAAACAAAGAGAAGGAAGAGGACUUCUUGGUGUUCAAGGGAUCCAAGCUCCCUCAAAGGCCCAAGAAGAGAGUCAAAGCCAUCCAGAGGACUGUCAAUUUUGUAUGCCCUGGAACAUGGCUAUGCGACUUGACUCUGGAAAGAUACGAAGUACGAGAGAAGAAAGUCUCCAAGAAGCGCCCUAGGGGAUUGAAAGCUAUGCACGACAUGGACAGCGACUCAGAAUAAUACGAUCGCCGUUGAUCCUGAGCAGCCGAAGGUUAGAAAAGGAAUACAGCGUCUUCAUCGCAGGAUCCUGUAGCUGAAGAUCAAAACUACGCUUCCCAAAUGGAAUUGUCAGUGGACUCUACCGCCUGUUCCCGGAGAUCUUAGAGAACGGCUGGAGCAUCGAGGAACCAAACCAGAAGAACACUGAGCUGCUGCAGGUUAUUUUGAGGCCUGCUGCACGCCGCUGUUUUCCAUCGAACAUCGGCUAUCAUCUGGCUCCCCUGCAACUGCAAGGCAGCUCUGCAUGUUUCUGAAGGCCCUCGUGUCAAGUGUUCAUACACCAUUUGAGAACUGCACACACAUCCCUCUGUCCAAAACAGAUGUUUAAGUCAGUGAUCCUAUAUUUAGUACCACAACAUUACAGUUGGGUGGGUGGGUAGGCGGGCGUGUAAAAUUUGCUCUCCGGGUGCACCGACAAUUUCAAUAAUAGUACUCCCUCCGACCCAUAUUACUUGUCGAAAUAUUACAUGUAUCUAGACGUUUUUAAACAUAGAUACAUCCAUAUUUAGGCAAAGGUGAGACAAGUAAUUUGGAUCGGAGAGAGUAACACUUUUAACGUGAAUUCAGAAGGUUGUUCAGUAGUACUAAUUUGGGGGUUCUCUUGCUGUAAACGUCAGCCCCUGUAAUUCCAGUUUGGAGCAUCAAACCAUGUGAAGCGUAGGCUUAUUAAUGAAACAACACUAUUGGGCAUGA